AUGACCAUAGAAGAAAUUCAACAAAAUGAAUUGGAUUCUGUCGGAGAAAUAAGAGAAUUCAAAACUAAGCUUCAAAUACAGUUUGAAUAUGAAGCUUUUUCUGAAACUCGCAGUGUCCAUUUAAAAGCCAUUACUAAAGACUCAAUAGAAGAACAAAUGGAGGACUUCCGAGAAAAAUAUAGCGUUAACAUUGAGAAGUUAACAGAUAAAUUGAAAAGGUGCACGCCAACACAAGCUGUGCCAUCUACUAUGAAACUACAGGAGAUUAAGAUUCCGAUAUUUUAUGGCGAGAUGAAUCAAUGGUCAUCAUUUAGCGAUCUUUUCCAAGGUUUGGUGCAUAAUUCGAAGCACUUUACUGAAGUAGAAAAGAUGUUCCGGCUGAAGUCGUCAUUAGGAGGAGAAGCUGGAAGAUUAAUUCAGCAUUUACCGGUAACCGAAUACAACUAUGAAGCCGCUUGGCAAAUCCUCCAGGAAAGAUAUGAAAACAAAAAGCUGCAAUUCACAACACAAGUGGACAGACUUCUUGAUCAACCAACAGCAAAUAGGGAAAGUGCGGCAAGCAUGAAGCAGCUUUUGCAUACCACCAAGGAAUGCAUUUAUGCUCUUAAAGGGCUUAAAUUGAAUUUAAAUGACGAGCAAGCAAUUAUAGCUCGGAUAGUUGUUCGGAAACUAGACGAAGAAAGUCUCCGGUUAUAUGAGCAGAAUGUCAGAAAACUAGGGAUAUCCAAAGCCUAG
Molecule: messenger RNA, 735 nt
Organism: Rhagoletis pomonella (apple maggot)
Lineage: Eukaryota; Metazoa; Arthropoda; Insecta; Diptera; Tephritidae
Exons: 1
Coding region: 1-735 (244 amino acids)
Source: RefSeq, a predicted model, not a curated record